CCCCCCCCUCCGUUUUGGAAAUUCUUUUUGAACUAAACCAUUAGAUGCGUUACAUGAUCCUAUGGUGGAGCUCAGCUCCUUUUUCUAUAUAAAUAUUAAAAUAAACUGUUACAGAUGGCAAAUUUAGAAAAGGAUCAUUCAUACUCUGAAACGCCACAGCAAGCAGAGGCCACACCUGAAGAGUAUGCAGUUGCAGAUGUUGGCAUUUCACACCGUUUGAGAGACCGCGAACUUCUCAGAAAAAGAAGAGCAGAAGCAGAAGAAAAAGACACUGAACAGUGGGUUCUGGGGGAGCAAAAGAGACACAAGCGAGCACGGAAAGGAAGAGCAACUGGAAGGGCCCGAGGCCGGCGCCAGACUCCACAACCAGAACCACAACCAGAAUUGCAGUCAGAGAAAGCCGAGAGUCAUGAAACACAAGUGACCACAGUGGAGGAGAAACCUGAAGUCACUCAUGGACUCCAUGAAGAAUACUCUGUCCCUCUGGUGGUAACGGAAGGGUUGUAUUCCCAAGAGGAAAUAACUCCAUCUGUUUUCAGAUAUGCUCAGCACCCAGGAUUAGAGGAGACACCAAGACCAGAAGGCUCAGAGGACCCCCAAUCUUUGGAAAAUGAUCACUUGGAGCAAAAUUUAUUUGGCUUUUAAUUGAAAAGUUGUGGAUUAUAAUUGUUCCUUAUUCAAUGUGGAAAAGCUGUUAGGCUACAUGAUACCUAUCAUUCUUGUGUGAGCAAUAAAAAUUUGGUAGCCUUUGUUGUAAUUUUCCUGCAAUUUCUUCUUUUUGAAAUACCCUGUGACUGUGUCUUCCUUUGGAGGAUUCAGCACAAGGGAUUUUUUUUUUAAUGUUGGGUUUACUGACCUAUGUUCAAAUGAAGUAGCUUCUUCAUCUAGUAUCUUUAACAUGCCUUAGCCUGGAAGGAUCAUUAUCUUCAACCAUGAUGAUGGAGGACAAGGGUAACUAUCAUCCAAGCCAUUGUGGAGCUCCAGGCUGGGAAAAUUUGAAAUAGAGGCAAGCAGAAUGCCUCUGCCAGAUAGCAGCCAUCAGCCUUUUUCACAUCGGAACUGUCUAGAGGGAGAUGUUUUGCAUCCAUCUAUGGGUGCUUCAUUUGCUUAUAAGUAAUGUAUUAGAACAGGGAAGAACAAAGAUGAAUAAUAUAGAGGAAUAAGCAAAGACAUACCUCUCCAACAUUUUUUUCUCCUUAUGUUUCUUAUUUGUAGUCAUUGGGGAGGUGAAUGUUUGUGCUAUACCAUUGUGUAUUGUACAUGGGACCUACAUGACUGAAUGCACCUCUGUGUUUUUUUUAAUCCCUUCACAGAAUUAUCAGGAAACAAUAAAUCAAUUAGUCGACCUCAUUCGUGCAAGUUUUUAGGCCCAUCUCAGAAGCAACUUAUCCCAUUUAUAUACUUCUGUCAUUUUCCACCAUUAUUAUUUUCAAAUAAUCCACUGAGGGGAAAAAGUCAAACCACUGUAGGAGGUCUUUAGACUAAUAUAUAACACUUGGAAUUCUCUAUUUAGAACAAUCUCUAUAUUAGGACAAUGGGUUUCAGCCCUAUAGUGUUCUUUUUCCUUUUAUAUAUAGAAAUUAUGUGUUUGGGACCAUGCAUGUAAAGCCUUUAACAGGGACUGGGUAAUCCAUGUGUAGAUGUACAGAGUAAUAUAGUUACACACAUCUCCUGCUUUUCUGAUUUCGCCUGAUAAGAAUAAAAAGAAAUGCAGGCUAGUAAAACUCUUGACAUUAAUGACAUUUUUACUUCAUAACUCUUAGAAGCAGCUUGAAGGCAAUGCAUGGUCAGAGUUUAAAACAGAUGGAUCUGGAGAUUUAGAAAUGUUUAAAAUAAUUGCUAAGUCGAUUUAUUGCAGAAUUUCUUGUCUUAGUAUGUUUAGUUUCUGUAUACUCUUUAGAGACUUUGGCAGUGAAUGGUUUAGGAAAUUAAUAAAUCAAUAUAUAUUCUAUGAAUUUGAAAUGUUUGGCAUAUUUCUAUGAUCUAUAAUUGCCUUUGUGCCAAGAACAAGUGUAGAAAAUGGCUGCCUUGACCUGAACAACUGGAAGUCCUACAACAAUCAUCUAUCUUGCUCCUCUCAAAGCAUUCCCACUCCCUACAAAAGGAGUGAAAGAAAGAAAGAAAGAAAGAAAGAAAGAAAGAAAGAAAGAAAGAAAGAAAGAAAAGGCCAGGAGCCUAGUAGAUCUUGUCCCCUAAUGAAGUGAAUGUGGAAACAAAUUCUUGCUGAUUUUACUCCUGUUCUUUCCACUAUUGAAAGGAAGCUGCUAAACUAUUAAACCAGCAUUAAUCUCAAGGGACCUGAAACACAGGAGCCCAGAAAAAGAAUGAGACAAGAGUUCCAUCCAAUGGUGGCAUGGAGUAACAGCAACAUUAACGGUAAAGUUAAUGCUGACUUAAUAAUACCCUGCCCUUGUGAGGUUUCAAUUAAAUCAUAUCUGAACUGAGAACAGCUUUACCUUGAUGAUGAUAUCAUGGAGAACUGAAAUUGAGGGACCCUUUCAAGCUAGCAC
Thamnophis sirtalis is the source of this 2510-nucleotide messenger RNA. It is a transcript of the gene HEMGN, whose product is annotated as hemogen. Gene Ontology annotation, biological process: regulation of osteoblast differentiation; cell differentiation. The record is from RefSeq and is a predicted model, not a curated record. Gene Ontology annotation, cellular component: nucleoplasm. Lineage: Eukaryota; Metazoa; Chordata; Lepidosauria; Squamata; Natricidae.